This is a messenger RNA of Xyrauchen texanus (razorback sucker), 4888 nucleotides long. RefSeq names its product coiled-coil domain containing 78 (gene ccdc78). Bases 12 to 1661 code for a protein of 549 amino acids. The transcript has 14 exons. Lineage: Eukaryota; Metazoa; Chordata; Actinopteri; Cypriniformes; Catostomidae. Gene Ontology annotation, cellular component: cytoplasm. The record is from RefSeq and is a predicted model, not a curated record.
ACCUGCAGAAGAUGGACUUGAAGAGCUCAACAAGCGAACUGCAGGAGCAAAUUCGCUCUCUGACUGAUGAAAAUGUAUUGUAUAUGCAGGCACAGCUGCGGAAACUUAACGAAGCUCUGUUCAAUAAUCUUGGCUCCAUCCAGAACAAACUGGGCCAGCAGGCUGUGUCAAAGAGUGACCUGUCCGUCAAACUGGUCCAGUGUGAAGAAGAUAAAUUAAAGAUCUCUAAAGACCUUGUUGAUGUGCAGCUAGAGGCCAAUAAAAUGAGAGAGCAGUAUGAAGCUGAGAUCUUUGAGCUUAAAAACAUGGUGUUAUCGCAGGAGGGUACUGUCUUGUCUCUUGAGACCGAACGUGACCAUCUUAGACAGGAAGUGUCAGCAGCAUCGACACGUUUAGAGGUCAUUGAAAAAAACGAGCGUGACCUACUGGAGGAGUAUGCCGUGUCAAAGAGGAACUUCCUGUCGUUGAGCGGCGCUUAUGAGCGAGAGUGCGCACACACAGAAGAGCUCAGUACUGAGCUGCUCGCCCUCGCACACACACAUGACACACUCCUACAGGAGAGAGAGCGAACACAUAGACACACACUGGAGGUGGAGAGAGUACGAGCGUUCCUCAGCAGGGCGUCACAUGACAGAGUCAGGCCAGAGGAGUCUGAACAGAUCCAGGGUCCACUGGCGGGACAUGAAGCUCAGAAUAACCUGAGAGAAGAGCUAGAAAAACUGAGGAGGAGUUACGAAGGCCAGCAACGACAACUAGAGGAGAAAGUUGUUGCGAUGGGGAAAGAACAGCAAGAGAAUAAAAGAGCCAUUCAAAACACCCGCCACGAGCUCGCCCAGCAAUCUGCAACGCUGAUUAUUUCUCACCAUCAGCUGAAGGAAGCAAAAGCUCAGAUCUCGAAACUACAGAAUGAUCUAAAGGAACUCAACAGAGAGUACAGGGCACGACUCACACGCUAUAUUCAGGACAUUACAGAGUGUGUGUCUGCAUCUGAUGUUAAGGAUUUAGGAGUGACGUUAAAGGGGUUUGUUGAAUCCAUGCUGGAGGAGGUGAAAUCAUCAUAUCGCUCCAGAGAGGAACAACUCACCAAAGCUGUCCGAAUAUUCCACAAACGCAUUCAGGAUCUGAGCAACACAUAUCAACAACUGCUCAUCGCUUACAGACUGCAACGUGAGCAGAUCCUGGCACUGCCACAGCACACUUUAGAGGCCGGACCCCCUGAGGCCCACUUCAGUCCCGCCGGGACAGAACUGAGAGGAGAGACAGAAAGAGAACUACAGAGACUGAGAGAGGACAAAGCCAGACUGGAGAGCCAACUGAAACUGGCUCAAGAACAGAUAGCUGUGUUGUCAGAGUCACCUCAGAGGGCUGAACUGACUCAAGACGCCUGGAAUGACAUAAAGAAACAGCUCCGAGAAAUAAAAAACUCCACACAGGAAGCUCAAGAGAGAGAGCGUGCACAGCUCAUCACCAGGGCAAUAGUUGCCGAGGAGCAGGUAUCUGAGCUGAAAGAGUAUGUGGACAAUCACCUGGGCAGGUAUAAACUGGAGAUAAUGCGACUGCGCAGGCUGCUGGGAUCGAAGGAGGGAGGGUCAAAUAGUGCAGGGGUCCAUAAGCCCCGCCCACUCCACAAAUCAAUCAAAAACACCAGUUAUGAAAUAUAGCACAGGGGUUCGUAAACUCCGCCCACUACAAAUCAAUCAAAAACAGUCGUUAUGAGAUGAAGUACAGCAGUACAUAAGCCCCGCCCAUUCCACAAAUCAAUCAACAACAGUCAAGCAAACUGAAAUAGUACUAAUGACUUUAGAAAUUCUUCAGGUAGCAAAAAAACCCAAACAAAACAGAUAAUUAACCCUGUAAAGCCUGACAUAUGAAAGAAUUGUCAGAAAAGUGUAGUUUGUUUAUAUUAAACUGAUUUUAGUUCCAUUAGACAAACUAUAAAAAUGAUAAUAUUUGAUACAUUAGGCUUUAAAGGUCAUUAUCGUCCUGAGGCCCAGCAAUUCAUUUUUGUGUAGGACAUUUGUUAUAUACGUUGUUCUACAGUGGAUCAUCUUGGGGUAUUAUCAGAGGACUCCCUGGGAUUUUCAGAGAUACUAAAUAUUUGAGAGAUUGGCCAUGACAACUUCCUCUCCUAGGUCUAUAAAUAUGGAUUGAAAUGUAUCACAGUUAAAUUCAGCACAUCAAAUACAAAAUAUGAUAAAACAGUUUAUUGAAAAAAUGAUAUGUAUUUCAUGCACCAAACACUAUAUUGCCAUUUAGAAAAGGGAAAUCGUAAAACUUUUUUUGCUGGGUCUCAGGAACUUAUGGUGAGAUGACAUCAUAAUAGCUCGUCAUGAAAAAUAAUGAGAUCUUUAUAAUGACAGAGCAGGCUGCAUGUUUGAAAAUACAAAUAAAUAUUAGUUCACACUUUAAAUAUAUCUUAUAAAAUUUAUUUGUCAGAAUUUUCAAAGGUAUGUGAUAUGUUUUUGUGGUGGGCAUGAAUGUAAUGUAAUGGUGAUUGAGAGAUAUACCUCAAAACCCCUUUGAAUCAUAUUUGAUACAUGGAUUUCAAUGGGCUUUUUCAAUAAAAUGAUAUUCAAAAUUUGAACCAAGCACAAGUUGCAUAUUUUCAGCAAAUACUUACACUUCUUUUAAAAUAUCAGUAACAAUAUAAUCAUUACAGUCACUUUUACUUUAUUAAGAUAAGCUGUCAUUUAUCCCAAAAUAAGAGUCACUUUUUUACACAAAUUAAAACAAUCAUAAACAAUGUUGGCCGAUCAAUAAGUGUUUUAUCAGUUAAACGUCAUUAACGUUUUAAGUACAACCCAGUCGAUAUCUAAAUCUUAAGGCCUGAGUAUACUUGGGCUUUCGCCAAAUGGAAGUGUACCCUAGUGUGACGCUCUUGUUCUACCUGCUCCGUACGUACCUAGGUCUCCGGCGUGGGAGGCGGGUGCUCUAACAAGGAGGCUAAAGGCUACAGCCUCUAGCAUCAGUCGCUAGUGCACCUCUUGAGGUCAGGAGAGUGAGGUUUACACGCUGCACAGCUAACUACCAGCUGGCUCCCGUUACACUAGCAUUCAAAGCCUAACUUUUGAUUCGCAUAUAAAUGCUUUUAUCAGCAUUCUUUCAUCUUAUUCUUGUGCACAUGUAUAUAUUUACAUUUACAUUUAUGCAUUUGGCAGACACUUUUAUCCAAAGCGACUUACAGAGCCCUUAUUACAGGGACAAUCCCUCCUGGAGUUAAGUGCCUUGCUCAAGGACACAAUGGUGGUGGCUGUGGGGAUCUAACCAGUGACCUUCUGAUUACAAGUUUACCAGUUAUGUGGUUUAGACCACUACACCACCACCAAUCCUAUACCAUAUAUACAUUUUGAUUAGGGAUGCACCAUUUUGUUUUUACAAAAACCCAUAGGCCGAUACCGAUAUUUUGUUACUUACCUUAUUUUGUCAUCAGAUAAUUGUUUUACUGUGAAAUUAUGCUUUCAAAUUUGACAAAGAGGCAUUUAUAACAGUAACUGAUUUCCAUUGAACCUGUUGAAUAUAUGACAGGCCAAAAAACUUUCCCCAAUAAAAGAUAAUUAGAAGAUAAAAGAAAAAUAACUUAAUAUGAUCCAUCCAUCCAUCCAUCCAUCGUCAACCGCUUAUCCUGUGUACAGGGUCGCGGGGGGCUGGAGCCUAUCCCAGCUAACAUUGGGCGAAAGGCGGGGGACACCCUGGACAGGUCGCCAGUCCAUCGCAGGGCCACACAUAGACAGACAUACACUCACACUCACCUCCACCUCCACCUCCACAUCCACACAACUUAAUAUGAGAACAUGAUGAUUAAUAUAAAAAAGGUUAUUUUGUACCUCUAAAACAUUUUUUGCACUUCUGUUUAUGCAGUUCAAAAGAACAGAACUCACAUGUUUGAAUGUUCGUCAUUCAAACAUGCUCACACUGGGAAAUCUAUUCCAAUAAAAGGUAUAAUAAGCUGUAAAACAAAAGCUGCGAUUUACUUCAUGAUGUGUCUUUGCAGUAAACCAUAUGUGGGAAAAACAAGCAGGGAAUUAAAAACACAAAUUGCAGAACAUCAUAGUACUAUAAGAUGACCCAUUAGCAACACAUUUUAUAGAACAUAAUCAUCCAGUUGCAUAUUUAUGAUAUAAAGGUAUUGAGGUGUCACUUAGCAAGAAAUGAUCCAAAUGCCCACCUCUUCUUGGGAAACAAGAAGCCUUUUGGAUAGACAGAUUAACAACUUUGGUGCCACAUGGUUUGAAUGUUGAUUUUGAUAUAUUUUUUUAUUUUUAUAUAUAUAUAUAAAUGAGGAAAUAAAAUUAUUUUUUACACUUCUUCAAUUGUUUUAUUGUAUAUGUAUAUAUGCAUGUAUAUGGUUUGUGUAUAGGGCUCUCUUAUAAUAUGAUGUGGUGGCUCUUUAGGAUUUAACUGUAUCUCAUGGUUUUAAAUGUGCUUAAGUAAAGUUUCUUGUGACUUACAAAUCAGCCUGAUAUCUCAGUUGUCUUAAUUGGUUGAGACAGGCUUGUUAGCUAAUUACUAAAUGCCUAUUGUGUCACUGCUUUCCCCUGUGUGUAAUGACUGACUCUAUAUAUGCUGCUCUCCAUUGUGAUGUCACAAUUAUGUCACUCCAUUGUGUUGUCACUGCUUCCACCUGUGUGUAAUGACUGACUCUAUAUAUACUGCUCUCCAUUGUGAUGUCACAAGGAAGGAAAUGAUACCUUGACAAAGGCUUGUUGACGAAACGUUGGUAAUAAAAUAAACUUGUAAGAGAGUGUGCAGUUAUAUAUUUUUCUUUUGAAAGUUUUUGUCAUAACUUGCACCUCCAAACUUAAGAUGUGCGUUUGCUCAAGUGCCUCCCUAAAAGUUUUUCUGCAUUAACAUAAGUUAAAUAUUACAUGUUUAUAGGAGUGCCAUCGCU